Molecule: messenger RNA, 1608 nt
Organism: Aspergillus aculeatus ATCC 16872
Lineage: Eukaryota; Fungi; Ascomycota; Eurotiomycetes; Eurotiales; Aspergillaceae
Product: T6SS phospholipase effector Tle1-like catalytic domain-containing protein
Exons: 4
Coding region: 1-1608 (535 amino acids)
Source: RefSeq, a predicted model, not a curated record
AUGCACCGCCCCCUCCCUCCCUCCCCAAAGCCCCAACCCGCGCGGAAGCGCCUCAUCAUCUGCUGCGACGGCACCUGGCAAUCCGCCGUCGACGGCCAAGAGAGCAUUCCCUCGAACGUGAUCCGGCUCUGCCGCGCCAUCGACAGCGUCGGGAUCGACCCCGUGGACCACCAGCCCUGGCAGCAGAUCGUCUGGUACGACUCCGGCGUAGGCACCAACACCACGGCGGCGGGUCCGCUCCGCAACUUCGUCGAGGGCGCCCUGGGCAAAGGGCUGGAGGGCAACAUCGUCGAGGCCUACCACUUCUGCGCCCUGAACUGGAAUCCGGGCGACCAGAUCCUGUGCUUUGGGUUCUCGCGCGGCGCCUACACGCGCGCUGAUGCGUAUUAUGAAUUUUUCAGGGGGCGCCGAUCGUCCUUUGGCGGAGAAGAGGGGGAGGUGGAUGGGGAAGAAGAAGAAGAGGUUUCUUGGGAAUCGGCCGCAGAAUGGGCAUCGACACCCGAAUCACGCCAAGUCCAAGUGGUUGGGGUCUUCGAUACCGUGGGCAAUCUGGGCUUCCCCGAGCUGUUUGGUCAUGAGCUCCCCGCGUGGCUGACCUGGACUGAUAAGCCUGAAUGGCAUAAUGUUGGCCUUUCGCCUAAUAUCAAGAAUGCAUUCCAAGCGCUGGCGCUGGACGAGCAUCGACGACUGUUCCGCCCAGCCAUGUUCUUCGUCCCAACGCCGAAAACUAUCACGGAGAGCCGAUCUCGAGAGAUCAAGUACCAGGCACGCGACGCCACCCGUCAGUGGCUAAAACUCGUAAGAAGCGGCACCGCCAGCAUCGGGGAGCUGCAGGCAGCCGAGAAACGACGCAACGCGGCUGCACGCGAGCUGUUGGAGUGUGAGGACAGCGAUAAGGAACCAUCCCAGCUAACGCAGGUCUGGUUCCCGGGGUUCCACAUCCACAUUGGAGGUGGAUCCAGUCAGACCCUCAAGAACAAGGGCAACAUGGAAGAGAUGUCCCACAUCGUCUUCGCGUGGAUGCUGGACCAGAUCCAGGGGUAUGUUUCCCUCGACCGCGAGCUCCUCCAGCUCGAGGAAAAGACCCGGGAGGAUCAGCGUCGCUGGCAGUCCGAAUCCUGGGCCCAGUGGCUGUGGCGUACGGGGCAGGGUCUGGUUGCCGCUGUUCAGCACCCGCUCACCCCUUCGGUCGGUGCUCCUCCGGCCUAUCGCCAGAUCCGUCAGUAUGGCUGGGCCACCGGUGACUUGCCCGACAGCUUCGACUUCACCUACCGCCUCAACGGGUCGCUGGCGCGCAGGCCGCGUCGCUAUUUUCGGGAUGCGUGCACGAACGAGAUUCUCGGGCAUACUUGCGAGUACAUCCAUCCAACGGUGGGGUUUCGGCUGAAGCACGUGUCGGGGUAUCGUCCGGCUGGCCUGCAUGAGGGCCAGUAUGCUCGUCUGCUGAGGGCUGACGGCCAGGGCUAUGAGUAUCGCUUUAGAUACCCGGGUGCGAAGGAUGAGGAGGUCUUGCCCGAGUGGGAGAUGGCAAGAGAUGAGCUCUCCUGGGAGCGGUGGUUUGUGAAGGGAAAGGAGGCGUUGGCGUAUAUGGACAGCCUACUCUACUGA